Molecule: messenger RNA, 765 nt
Organism: Lachancea lanzarotensis
Lineage: Eukaryota; Fungi; Ascomycota; Saccharomycetes; Saccharomycetales; Saccharomycetaceae
Gene: PRE6
Product: LALA0S01e09054g1_1
Exons: 2
Coding region: 1-765 (254 amino acids)
Biological process (GO): ubiquitin-dependent protein catabolic process
Cellular component (GO): proteasome core complex, alpha-subunit complex; nucleus; proteasome core complex
Source: RefSeq, a predicted model, not a curated record
AUGAGUGGUUACGAUAGAGCACUGUCGAUUUUCUCACCCGAUGGACAUAUUUUUCAGGUAGAGUACGCCCUGGAGGCUGUCAAGAGAGGAACAUGUGCGGUUGGAAUCAAAGGAACAGACUGUGUGGUAGUCGGUUGCGAAAGGAGAUCUACUUUGAAGUUACAGGACCCUCGUAUCACACCGUCGAAGAUCUCUAAAAUCGACGCCCAUGUAGUGCUCUCGUUUGCUGGACUGAAUGCUGACAGUCGAAUUCUUAUCGAAAAGGCCCGUGUGGAGGCACAGUCGCACAGACUCACACUGGAAGACCCCAUCUCUGUCGAUUACUUGACAAGAUACGUGGCUGGAGUACAACAGAAAUACACGCAAUCCGGUGGUGUGCGUCCGUUUGGUGUGUCGACACUAAUUGCAGGAUUCGACGCCAACGACAACACGCCGAAGCUGUAUCAGACAGAGCCCAGCGGGAUUUACUCUGCGUGGAGCGCUCAGGCCAUUGGCAGAAACAGUAAGACGGUACGCGAGUUUCUCGAGAAGAACUACGUGAAAAACGAGCCUCCAGCAACCGAAAAAGACUGUGUCAAACUGACCGUGAAGGCAUUGUUAGAAGUGGUGCAGACGGGUGCGAAGAACAUCGAAAUCACCGUGGUGCGUCCAGGGUCGCAGAUUGUCAACCUUUCAAGCGACGACAUCGGUCAGUACGUAGACGAAAUCGAGCAGGAGAAACAGCAGGAGCUGGAAAAGAAGAAGAAGAAACGCGGCGAGAACUAG